AUGUUCUUUGUUCCGUCCUCCUUGCCUUUGGAGAACGUUUUGCUGUGUUGUAUUCGGUUGCAAUCUGCUUCCGGGGCAAUCCUCUUCAGAAGGGAAAAGAAGGAGAAGGACUUUGAGGUGGUCGCCGCGGACCCGGAGACCGUGGAGUUCAAGAUCCGGUGCCGCAACGGCAAGACGCUGCACGAGAGGAGCCGCUUCCAAAAGGAUAGGAAGUGGGGCUACGUCUACAGCGGCGAGUCUGCUGGAGCCCCACUGUGCAUGCGGUCCUGA
Messenger RNA from Symbiodinium natans, 270 nucleotides. The record is from the annotation of a GenBank genome assembly. Lineage: Eukaryota; Dinophyceae; Suessiales; Symbiodiniaceae.